Messenger RNA from Mugil cephalus (flathead mullet), 2096 nucleotides. RefSeq names its product hematopoietic cell-specific Lyn substrate 1 (gene hcls1). Gene Ontology annotation, cellular component: actin filament; cortical actin cytoskeleton; plasma membrane. Gene Ontology annotation, molecular function: actin filament binding. Gene Ontology annotation, biological process: regulation of actin filament polymerization. Lineage: Eukaryota; Metazoa; Chordata; Actinopteri; Mugiliformes; Mugilidae. The coding region runs from base 133 to 1845 and encodes 570 amino acids. The record is from RefSeq and is a predicted model, not a curated record. The transcript has 17 exons.
CGCGUUCACGUGUGUCGGAUCCGCGUUCACUCGUCGCCCGUCACUCUGCCACAACUUGAGUGAAGACCCUCAAGAUAAAUUUGUUGUCGUAAUAUCCAUCUGCAUACGGAAAUACUGCACAACAACUGAAAGAUGUGGAAGUCAGUCGUGGGCCACAAUGUGAACAUGAAGGUGGCUUCAGAGGGCGACGACUGGGAGACGGACCCUGACUUUGAGAAUGACGUGUCGGAGCAGGAGCAGAGGUGGGGAGCCAAGACCAUCGAGGGCUCGGGACGCAAAGAACACAUCAGUGUAGCAGAGCUCAGAAACAAAGUGGCUGUGGAGCAUGAGCAGGUGAAGCAGAAGGAGACAACUCCCAAAGCGUCCUAUGGAUAUGGAGGGAAGUUUGGAGUGGAGAAGGACCGAAUGGACAAGGUGGCUGUGGGUCACGACUAUGUGGCCAAGGUCGACCAACACUCCUCCCAGAAAGAUGCGGCACAAGGGUUCGGUGGGAAAUUCGGUGUUCAGAAAGACCGCGUUGAUAAGUCUGCCAUGGGCUUCGAAUACAAAGGGGAAGUACAGCAACAUGCAUCUCAAAAAGAUUACUCCAAGGGAUUUGGAGGGAAGUAUGGUGUUGAGAAGGAGAAAGUGGACAAAGCAGCGUUGGGCUACGACUAUAAAGGCCAGACAGAGAAGCACCAGUCACAAAAAGACUACUCUAAAGGAUUCGGAGGGAAGUACGGGGUGGAGAAGGAGAAGGUGGACAAAGCUGCUCUGGGUUACGACUACAAGGGAGAAACGGAGAAGCACCAGUCACAGAAAGAUUACUCCAAGGGGUUUGGAGGGAAGUACGGGGUUGAGAAGGAGAAGGUGGACAAAGCUGCGUUGGGGUACGACUAUAAAAGCGAGACGGAGAAGCACCAGUCACAGAAAGAUUACUCCAAGGGGUUUGGAGGGAAGUACGGGGUUGAGAAGGAGAAAGUGGACAAAGCUGCACUGGGGUACGACUAUAAAAGCGAGACAGAGAAACAUCAGUCACAAAAAGAUUACUCAGCUGGUUUCGGUGGUCGUUACGGAGUACAGGCAGACCGCAUGGAUAAGAGUGCUGCUGGCUUCUCAGACAUGGACAGACCAGCAUCUUCUUAUGAAAAGACGCAGCCAAUAGAGGCUUCGAGUGCAGGUGCAGGGAAGCUGAAGGCACGCUUCGAGAACAUGGCCAAAGCUUCUGAUGAAGAGAACAGGAAGAAAGCCGAAGAGGAGAGAGCGAGGCGACAAGCCAGAGAGAGCAGGGAGAGAGAGGAGGCCAAGCGCAGGCAGCAGGAGGAGGACUCAAGAGAGGAGGAGUUUGCUCCACCACUACCCGUUCGAAAUGUGGAGCCAGAGCCAGAGCCAGAGCCAGAGCCAGAACCAGAACCAGAACAGGAGCCAGAACAUGAACCAGAAGACCACUAUGACAUGCCAGAGGGUGAAGAAAUACGUAGGCCACUGCCAGUGCCAGAGCCAGAGGACGAACCAGAGUAUGAUGAGCCCCCGGCCUUGCCUCCACGCACAGAAGAUUUCCUCGACAUGGAAGCCCCCCCUCCUCUGCCUGCAAGGCUGGAAGACGAGUCUAAUGAAGGAGAAUAUGAGGAACUCGCUGAUACUGCUCCUCCCGCGAUGACAGCUGUGGAUAACGACUACGAAGAUCUGUCAUGUGGCCAGAAGGCAAGAGCAAUUUAUGACUACCAGGGAGUGGAAGAUGACGAGCUCUCCUUCAACCCGGAUGACAUCAUCACCAACAUAGAGAUGAUUGACGAGGGCUGGUGGAAGGGACAGUGUAACGGACGCACCGGCCUGUUCCCGGUCGCUUACGUUGAGCUGAUAUAGGCAACGAUGUGAUCCAGUAUAAUUUGCACAUGCUUCACCUUAACAAGGUCACGUUUAUUUGGGCUGAAUUAAGCAUUGUAUACAUGGCAAAGUUCAGCUCAUUUCCCUUUUCUUUACUUCUCUGUGCUGUGUAAUAUCUCAGGUAGGAUCAGGUGAUGUAGGUAGGUAUGACCAACAUAAACGGUGACAAUUAAAACCUUUUAACUGCAGUGUUCUGACGUUAUGAGAGAUAAUAAAAUAUUUUAAAAGAC